AAAUAUACGUGACUUUCCAGUAACGAUUGUUGAAUCUGUCAUCACCUUUUUGCAUUCAGUGGGGAACUGAGUUGUCAGAAUGUCUUAAGAGCUAGUCGCGGCCCUCAAGCGCUGUUUGCCUACGUGCAAUUCCACAGCCACCAAAAUGCGGAUUGUCCACCUUUCCGCCUUUUUUGCCAUACUUCUUCUGGCUGACCUAUCUCUGGCGCAGAGGGGAAGAGGAGAAGGCAGAGGUCGUGGUAGAGGACGAGGCCGAGGAGAGUUCCGUGGCAGAGGGCAGUUUCGAGGUCGAGGUCGUGGAAGAGGGCAAGGUCCUCAGAACGGUGAUCAGAACGACUCCGAGGAAGUGCAGAGCUCAGUAUGCCAAACAGCCACAGGUCUGGCAGGAGUCUGUGAGCCGUUGAGUCGCUGUGUGUACCAGUUCAAUGGCGCCGAUGACAUCGCUGGGUCCCGCUGCGGAAGGGGCAACAAAGUGUGCUGCCCUGUGGACACGCCUCCCACCGUGGAGCAGAGUCCCGUCCGCCGACCUGCGAAUGUGGCCGGUAGACGAGUAGUGUCGCUGCCCGAGAUUACGCAAGAAGAUCUGGACAUCGCCGGACGAGCGAGUAUCAGCAUCGUUCGUGGAAUAGACGAUGCCGAAAGAGCACUGUUGAAUGAUGGCAUCUUUGCGAAGCGGAAGUCAACCGCCUCUCAACACGCUGCAUUCUUUGGUUUCAAGCUCAUCGUUCAGUCUCUCGGCAGGGACGGCCUCCUCGGCCUCGAAGCAACCCGAGAACUUGCUCGCAGGUUUAACCUGGACUCGGUACAAGGACGGGAUGGUCUUCAAAGGUUCAACAUUCAGAACACGGUCAUCGCCGAUGCUUGCCCGAAAAUUCCUCGCUGCCCUUCCACCAAGUUUCGAUCCGUCGACGGACUGUGCAACAAUCUCCAGAACCGAGAGUGGGGGAAGUCACUGACCGCUUACGAGAGGUUCAUACCGCCAAGCUACGCCGACGGCAUCACGCUUCCUCGAGUGAGCAUCGAUGGAGGGCCGCUUCCCAGUGCGAGGAAAGUGUCGGUGACGCUGAUGCCAGACGCGGACGUACCGAACCCGCUGCACACCCUCAUGCUAAUGCAGUUUGGCCAGUUUAUUGACCACGACCUCACACUGACUGGAGUUACACGAUUCAGCAACGGCUCCGCCAUCACCUGCUGCGACCCGCAACUAGUAGCGAAUCCGACGAAGCGCCACUUCGCUUGCAUGCAGAUCGACCUGUCACCCGACGACCGCUUUUACGGCCAGUUCCAACAGAACUGCCUCGAGUUCGUCCGUUCCGUGGCGGCUCCGAGGCCCAAGUGUGCAUUUGGACCGCGCGAGCAGCUGAAUCAGCUGACAGCGUACCUUGACGGCUCGGCUAUCUACGGCUCCACGGAAGACGAAGCGAAGGCUCUGCGUAGCAUGAGAGACGGCCGCCUGGCGUCUACAGUGUUCAGCAGUGACGAGAUGCUGCCUUUACAGCCUGAAGGUGUUCAUGCCUGUGUCGGAGACGGCGCUUGCUUCCGAGGAGGUGACGCGCGCGUCAACGAGCAGGUAGGCCUCACGGCAAUGCACACGCUGUGGAUGCGGGAGCACAACCGUGUAGCCGCUGAGCUUCAGCGGUUGAACCCUGGCUGGAAGGACGAGAUCUUGUACCAGGAGGCCCGACGAAUUAUAGCCGCAGAAUUCCAACACAUCACCUACAACGAGUAUCUCCCCCUUCUACUGGGUCGUGAAAUCAUGAAAGAAUUUGACCUGUUGCUGACAGCCAGAGGCUACAGCAACAGCUACGACCCGGAGCUGAAUGCCGGUAUCGGAAAUGUGUUCGCUGCGGCUUCGUACCGAUACGGACACUCUCUGGUGCAGGGCCAUAUUGAUCUCAUCAACGAGGAUGGCUCGGUGCACAAGAGAUUACCGCUGGCAUCGCAAUUCUUUAACCCGGCUGAACUUACGGAACCAGGAAACAUCGACCGAUUUUACCGUGGUCUCAUCACCCAACCAUCUCAGAGCUAUGACGGCUUCAUGAGCGAGCAGCUGACGAACCAUCUUUUCGAGCCUCCUGGUUUCCCCUUCGGAACAGACUUGGCCGCUUUGAACGUCCAGCGUGGACGUGACCAUGGCCUACCCAGCUACAAUGACUGGCGCGAGUUCUGCGGUCUACCACGAAUCACAGAUUUCUCGGAGCUGGCCGACGUCAUGUCUCCGCAGGCUGCCCAAGCCUUCGCUCAGGUGUACAAGUUUCCGGACGACAUCGACCUUUUCGCUGCUGGCGUAAACGAGCGCCCGGUGGCCGGAGCAGCUCUGGGUCCCACAUUCGCUUGCACAAUAGCCGAGCAGUUCCGGAGGAUGAAGAAUGGCGACCGCUUCUGGUAUGAAAACGGAGGCCUCGAGUCAUCUCUCAAUGAGGUGCAAAUCGAAGAAAUCCGCAAAGCAAGCCUGGCACGGAUUAUCUGUGAUAAUUCCAACGUCAGGUUCGUCCAGCCACUCGUGAUGAUCCGGGAAAGCAGCUGGAAUCCCAAGGUUGACUGCAACAGCGAGGACAUUCCACGGGUUGACUUCGACAACUGGCAGAAUGAACCAGUGUGGACGUAAUUUUUUGCCACGUGCGCCCGGUGCUACCCUUGACUUGUCGCUUCUUCGUCCUUCGCACCGGUACUUCGCUGGUUGUGCGUCGCCCAGAGAAAUAAUUCUCAUGUACAUACUUCUUUUUUGCCAGGCUAUGGCGAAUAAACUUUCGCUGAUACACGAGCGCUAA
Dermacentor silvarum is the source of this 2771-nucleotide messenger RNA. RefSeq names its product chorion peroxidase-like. Gene Ontology annotation, biological process: response to oxidative stress. Gene Ontology annotation, molecular function: peroxidase activity; heme binding. The record is from RefSeq and is a predicted model, not a curated record. Bases 146 to 2608 code for a protein of 820 amino acids. Lineage: Eukaryota; Metazoa; Arthropoda; Arachnida; Ixodida; Ixodidae. The transcript has 17 exons.